Molecule: messenger RNA, 1937 nt
Organism: Salvia miltiorrhiza (redroot sage)
Lineage: Eukaryota; Viridiplantae; Streptophyta; Magnoliopsida; Lamiales; Lamiaceae
Exons: 4
Coding region: 930-1937 (335 amino acids)
Source: RefSeq, a predicted model, not a curated record
CACUUUUGCUCAGCUUUCCCCAAUCUGCUUUUUUUUUCUGUAGUAUUACGCCAAGUUUCUAGCUUUGUGGAAUCUUUAGAAUUCAAGUGUUUAUUUUUAAAGAUAAGUUUAGAUUUUAAGUGUUAAUGCGUCAGAAUUUUUAGCAAUAUUGUUUCAUAUAUUAUGGUUUUAUUUUUGGCUAAAAUAUCUAUCAUGGUACUCUGUAUCUUCUGCUAUUGGCUUCUGCUAUGCUUCAUAUAUCAAUGGAUGUGCAUUUAUGGAACUUGAUUUACUUGGAAUUAGUAAGCUAUAUAGUUUUAACCAUCUUUCACGGAUUAUUUCAGCAACAUUCAACAUAACCUUCGUUUAUUUUUUUACUGAGCGUGGAAUAUUUGGUUUGUUCUUCUCCCGUAGCCACUGAACCCUCUGAAGCUCUUGCUAUCAUAUCGUUAUUCUCUACUGCAGUUGCUAAUGCAGUGACCAUACCCACUCUGCUGCUAUUUCUCUCCCGCCUCUUGGUUAUGUCAAAAUUUUGAGUUCGGAUAUUUUAUUCUGUGAAUAAAAUAUUGGUUUGAAUUGUUGGGAAAGUUUUUAUAUAUGUAUUAAAGUUGUAGUUAAUUUAGUUGAUGUUAUAGCUUUUAUAAAACAAAAGGCUGAGUUAAACCAAUAGCAUCGCAUUAUUUCUCACUGUCAUUACCAAGAUAAUAAGACUGACUUAAAGAGUUUUAGGCUUUCUAACCAUAUGCUGGCAUAUGGACUCCUCAUAAGUUUCCAGCGAGCUUAUAAUGUUGCUCGCCCUUUGAAUACUUUUCUGGUUAUAAUAUGUCCAGGUCACCCGACAAGUUAAACACUUCGAAGAGAACCAUUCCGUUCGAUUUCUCGCUUAAUUAGUCGGACAGAGAAGCUUGAAGGUGAUCUAUCAAGGAUUUUAAAAUUUAUAUACACUAACUAUGAACAUGGAAGUUACAUUGCGCAAAACAAGCUCAUCUUCAGCUAAUGAGGUAUAUAGACAAAGAAAAAAUCUACAAAGACAAAAGAAACGUAAACGAAAUGCAAGUGAUUUGAAUUGUUCAUUGCUACAUGAAUUGAAAAAUGUGCCUGAUUGCAUUCAUUGUGGUGCAAGAAGAUUUGAAUAUGAACCUCCUACUUUUUGUUGUGAUAAUGGAAAAGUUAAACUUGCAUUUUCUGAAGUUCCUCCGGAGUUGGAUGAAUUGUUUACAGCUCAGUCAGAAGAAGCUAUUAAUUUCAGAAGGAAUAUUCGUGCUUAUAAUAGUAUAUUCUCAUUUACUUCGUUUGGUGCAAAAUUGGACAAAGAAUUGGCAUCUGCAAGACGGGGAGUUUAUUCUUUUCGAGCACAAGGCAUGGUUUAUCAUGAUCUUCCUGGAUUGAUCCCACAAUAUACGUCUCCAACAUUUUUUCAGCUAUACUUUUAUGACACACAAAGUGAGUUUGAGAACAGAAUAAACAUAAUGCAAAAUCAAGUUUUGUCAGAAGCAGUUGUACAGAUGCUCAUGAAAAUUUUAGAGAUCAACCCGUAUGCAAAAUUCUUUCGAAGAUUGAAAGAUUAUCCUUCAAUGGACAAUGUUCAGCUUCAUAUUUCUAAAGAUGUCAACUUAGAUCAACGAGUAUAUAAUUCUCCACAUGCAGAUCAAGUUGCAGUUAUAUGGGUUGAGGGAAAUAAUGAAAAUAUUCCAUUGGAGCGGGAUAUUGUAGUUCAUGCUCAUUCCGGCGACAGACAUAGAAUAAAGCAUUAUUAUGGAUGUUAUGAUCCUUUGCAAUAUCCGCUUCUUUUUCCAAAGGGCGAAACAGGUUGGCAUCAAAACAUUAGAAAGAUUGAUCCAGCAUCUUUGGUUCGUAACACAAAUUCUGUUUCUACUUCUACUUCAUUAGCAAGAACCAUAACUGCAGGCGAUAUUAUCUCCAAUGAAGAACAAGGUAUCUCUAUUAACUUUUUAUAA